UAUGCUGCGGGAGUGCUGGUGGCCGGGCGCUGCGAACUCGUAUUGUAACCGCAGAAGUGAACUGGGUUUACGGGUGGUUUGUGACACUGUGGUUGAAAUUUCUCCAAAGAGACGCAAUAUUAAACGUCCAACCAUGUUGGUGAGGGUGUUGGCCCCGCUAGCUGUCUUGGUGAUGGUGUUUGCUCCUUCGCUUGGCCAAGAUGUUUAUCCUUACACAGAUAAAGUGUGCAGGACAGAUGUGCAGUACCCGCCUGCAGAUGCCAAGACCAAAGUGCCGUCAUUCGUCCUGAACCUUGACAUGAACCCAGAGGAUCGAUGGCGGCCGCUCAUGAAAAACAAGAGCGCCGAGUUGAAAGCCAUGAUCAAUGACAUCAUCGAUCUGGUGGGUGCCUUCUUCAAGAACAAAACCAAAGUUGUUAACCUACUGGAUGAAGUCUUGGGUCCUCUGGCAUACACCCUACCACAGCCCUAUCAGGCUGAGUUAAUAGGCAUUGCGGAUGCAUCUGGUGUUCCUUUAGGUCAGAUUGUCCUUUACAACAUCUUCUACGAGGUAUUCACAGUGUGCACCUCAAUUGUGGCUGAAAGUCCCAACGGAACCCUGUACCAUGCUAGAAACCUUGAUUUCGGACUCUUUCUCGGGUGGGACGUCAAGAAUCAAAAGUGGGAGCUGACGGAGAGGCUGAGGCCGCUUGUUGUGAACGUGGAUUACCAAGUGCAGGGAAAGACGGUCGCCAAGGCAGUUCACUUUGCUGGCUACGUCGGAGUCCUCACUGGAAUUAAACCGGGCGUGGUUACCAUGACCAUGAACGAGCGCUACAAUAUCGACGGCGGGUACAUUGGAAUCCUGGAGUGGAUCAUGGGGAAAAGAUCGGAGCAGUGGAUGGGAUUCUUCAUGAGAGAGACGCUGUUGAAUGCCACUGAUUACGCGAGCACGAAAGCCAAGGUUAUCAAUGCCAAGAUCUUGGCUCCAGGCUACAUCAUACUGGGCGGCAGCAAAACAGGCGAGGGCGCUGUCAUCGUCAUUGACAGAAAGGAGCCAGCAUAUGUUGAAGAGCUGGACCCUAAGAAAGGCAAGUGGUUCCUGGUUGAGACCAAUUACGACCCCACGGAGAAGCCGCCCUUCUUUGACGACAGGCGCACGCCAGCCCUCAAGUGCAUGACUAACACCACUCAGAAGGCUGUUGGACUGGGGCCUAUAUACAACGUUCUCUCUACAAAGCCCAAUCUUAACCUGUUGACGACCUACACGGCCAUGAUGCAAGUCAACUCAGGCUAUCUGGAGACCUACAUCCGUCAGUGCCCCCAACCAUGUUACCCAUGGUAAAGAAUUGCAGUUCACAGUCAGAAGAGAUCAAUUGGCUGCUCGUAAAGGGUAAGGCCGACAUCUUUAUAUCAGUUGGAUGACGAACCCGCCAACUUGGAAUAAUGCAAUUUAAAAAAAAAGAACUGAAAAAAUCAACAUUACUGUUUCCUCGACAGUUUUAUUCUCUUCUAACUCUGGAUAAGUUAGUUGUACAUGCAUGUGAAAAGGAGUUAAAAAAGAAUUAAAAAUCGGGAUUUUCCCACCCUCUGCCCAGCCAGAUUUCAUGCUGUGUUCAUAAUCCAACAGAUACAAAAAUUCUGGCCUCAAAGAAACCUCAAGAAACUCCUCAUUAUAACAACACACCAUAUACUCUAUACAUGCACAAAUUUCCAUUGGAGCCUUCGGACAGAUUUGUUUUUUUGGACAAACCUUUCAAUCAGUAGCCUUUUUUGUUACAGUUUAUGAUUUUUGUUUGGCUUGUUGAGCACUGGAUUAGUAUUGAAAACAGCCAAACAGAAGAAUGCUGCAAAAAAAGAGGAAAAUUUUACCAAAUGUUUGCCUGAAUUGACCUUGCUCUGUUUAGAGAAUAAAUAUGUUCUUGGAUGGAACUGGCUCUAGAGAAUGGACCCGACUAAUGCUCAAGCCACAGAUGAAGACAUUAUAAGCGUCCACUCUCCUGAACCGUUCUUAACGCUAGUUUAAGACCGAUCAAGCACAUUUUUAUUCCCCUGCCAAAAUACCUUUUGAGUCAGAAAGUCAAAGGAAGUUUAAAUAUGUCACAUUUCCAACAAUUUGGUUCCAAAGUUUUUCUUCAGUUCUUUGAAACACCCCCCUGGCCAUGUAAUGGUACGUGCCUGUUGCAGAUGAUUAUUUCAACCUCCUGUGCGCGUGGCAUGUACUGCAUUAUAUGUAGGUGGCACAGAACACAAUUAGCCAGCUGGUGCUUCAUCACUCAUUUAAGGCAGGCCACGGGACGGGCUCUUGACCAGUAAGAAUGGCUAAAGUGUUUUAGGUAUACAUGAAUAUUGUAAUUUCAUAAACUAAUAGUUUGAGUACAUUUUUCUUAUUGUUAUGGAUGUGCAAGUUCAUAAUAAUUUUUUUAAUUAAAAUGCUAUUUUGUUUUAUGACAACCAAAACCUAUUUCUAUCUUUGCUGAUUUUCUAUCAUUUGUAUGAUUAUAAAAGAUCCAAAGAAUUGUUUGGCAAUGUCAAAAACAUUUUAAAGACUGAUCUGUGUAAAUUUGAUUGUAUAUAUUCCUUUUUAAUGUUGGUGGGAAAAACAAUGUUUAAAUUCUCUCAGUGUUGGGAUCCUGUCAGUUUUUAAUUCAGACAAAGUGCGUCCUGAACAAAAGAAUCCUGCCUCUAAUAAAGUCAAAUUCUCCAUACUCGGUGCUGAAAAGAUCAGCUGGUGUUUUGAAUUUGAAAGGAAAUCACAUGAAUGUGAAACCUGCCGGGCUGUUUGUUUAAACAUCAAGCAGAGGUUAUAACUUCCUUUAGUAUUGAUGGGAGCAUCAAUUGAUGCUAUGGAAAAAGAAAGCCAAUCAUUCUGUAAUCAUAUGAAGGGAAAAUGAAACCAGGUUUUUUUUUUCAGCUUCCAAGAGCCAUGAUGUGAAGGUUCACGAUAAGUGCUUCCUUGUACAGUGCAUUAAAAUUUUUGAACUGUAUGAACAUGUAAAUUUAUCUUUUGAGUGUAUUAAACGAUAUGCACCUGUCGACUGUCAAUACCUUACUCAAGGGGUAGAGAAAAUUAUAUACUCUCACAGUGGCCAACUCUCCAUCCCAGGAGGUGCCAUUGCCCUUAAACAUUUAUUGGAACAAUUUGUAUUUUACUAAAUAAAAGUAUUGAAAUCUUCAACCCAAAGUCUUGAAAAUUGAAUCAUAAGGAGCAGGGCCACGUCAGAAUGGGGAAGAAGUUAUUAAUUAUGGAUAUUUUUGAAAGAAUUUCAACUGAUCCGCUGACCUCCUGUAUUAAGUAAUAAAUUUUGCAAUAUUAGAAUAUAUUGAUUUCUUACUAUUGUAUGAAAAUUGUAUGUAAAUGUUUAAAUAAAGACCAUUUUAAUUGUGAUUGUCAAUAAAGUAUUCCAUUUUAUUAGCAUCUAAA
Acanthaster planci (crown-of-thorns starfish) is the source of this 3403-nucleotide messenger RNA. Its product is annotated as acid ceramidase-like. Gene Ontology annotation, biological process: fatty acid metabolic process. Gene Ontology annotation, molecular function: fatty acid amide hydrolase activity; N-acylsphingosine amidohydrolase activity. Gene Ontology annotation, cellular component: lysosome. The record is from RefSeq and is a predicted model, not a curated record. NCBI's taxonomy places the organism in Eukaryota, Metazoa, Echinodermata, Asteroidea, Valvatida, Acanthasteridae.